CAUGGGGAAUGUAUUUAAUUCUUAUUUGAAAUGAAGGAAGAUAUUUACUUAAUUAUUUGAUAACCUGCUCUAUAUACAUACAUGAACAAUUAUCGUCCACAAAACUAUCGAGUGCAUUCUAUACAAUCGACAGAUAUCUGCGGACACUCAAUUUUAUCUUCCCUAUCCGAAAAACAUCUGUUCUUAUUCGUGUAUGAAAAUAUGAAUGUAGUGCACGAAUUAAGAGCUGAUGAAAAGCUCAAUACCAAUAUUGAUAAAAUUGCGCCUUGGCAUUUUUGGUGUCGCUUAUGUGCAAAGCAAGAUAUUCAAAACAUUAGUGUUUUUUUCAAAGAUGAACAUAUGGUUACUUCUACAGGCAAUGGAGAGGAAAACAAUCUCGGUCUUAAUAUUGCUAUUACGAAAUACUUUUGUGUGCAAAUAAAAAUGAAUGAUGAACUGCCAGACCGAUUGUGUACUGAGUGCUUUUCUUUAGUAACGUCUUUGGUUAACUUCAAUGAACGGGUGAUAAAAGUGCAAGAAAUGUAUGAAGCCCUUCAAAGUCUUAGUGACAUUACAGAAAUGGAUUACCAAACGUUACGUUUGAAGUUUGGUGUGCCAAUUGAUGAUCGACCACAUGAGUUUCUAUGCCGUACAGUAGGGGAGGUACACUUACAUGAAGAAAAACCAAAAAUAAAUGAAUUUGUUGAAAAAAGUUUUAUGGAAGAAGCUGUGAUAGAUAUUUCACCAAAAGUGUGUAACAAAGUUAUUGAAAUAAAGGAAGAAAAUUCAAUUGAGUUAACACCGCCGGCAGAUGAAGAUGUAUACGAUUUUGAAAAUGAAGACGCUUGUGACGAAGACCCCUUUGGCAGUGAUAGUGAUAUGAAAAGCGAUGAAAAUUCUAGUUCUAGUGAAAGUUCUGUGAAUAACUCACGAAAAAAACGUAUAAAAGAAAAACAUGACACGGAAAUAGAUGAAACAAAUAUUAAUUAUAUUAAAAAACGAAAAAUUAAAAAAAAUGAUGAUUUUAAGCAAGCAGAAGAGAGCGGCGAUGGUGAAUGUAAUGAAAUAUAUACAUGCAAAGUAUGCGCGCAGACAUUUAAAAGAAUCUCCAAUUAUCGCACACAUAUGGAACGCAAACAUGGGCAACUUGCGGUCGUACCCAAAUUCACAUGUACCGAUUGUCCAUUUACAUGCAACACCCAAGCACAACUAAAUCAUCAUGCCGUCAAACAUUUGCCGCUUACAAAGCGACGCAUUGUGCCCUGCCCUCAUUGUGACCAUAAAUUCCCUACUAAGACCUAUGUGGCCCAGCAUAUAAAGUAUGUGCAUAUGAACGAACGCUCCUUUAUUUGUGAGGAAUGCGGCGAAGCUGUGCGCUCAAAGGGACAACUUAAACAACAUAUGCUCACACAUACAGAUUAUGCACCAUUUGAAUGUGAAGUGUGUAAAAAAGGCUUUAAAAAUCAAGUGCGACUUAAAAAACACAUGGAAACCCAUAAUCCAAAUAAGCACAUUUGUGCCGAAUGUGGUUUGCAAUUAAACUCCAAAGCUACAUUGAACCGUCAUUUGUUGGUGCAUUCCGACGUCAUGCAACAUAAAUGUGAUUUUUGUGGACGAGCUUUUAAGCGCGCAAAAGCAUUAAAAAAUCACCUUAUUCUGCAUACAGGUCUCAAACCCUAUUCGUGCGACUUUUGUGAUAGAACAUUUGCCAAUGGUUCUAAUUGUCGUACACAUAAAAGAAAAGCACAUCCCGAAGAGUUAGCCGCAUUAGAAGCCUCUGGAGAAAAAGCAUAUACUAAAAAUAUACCGAAAUUAGCAGUACUGAAGUCUGUCACACGUGCGGCUGAUAAUCUAGCGCCCGUUGUUUCUAAACAAAGUGGAAAUUUCGCUUUCGGCAAAAAACCCAAACUGCCACCGGACAGCGUGGGCACUAUUAGUAAAAAACAAGCUAAAACGCUCAAACAAACCAUCGCAACGCCAACGAUUCCUGCAUCUAUCGCGUCUGGCAACAAUAAUGCCAAUCAUGGAAUACUUUCCGACUUUGAAACGAAUAACCAGCGUUUGGACGAUGAACAUAACUCGCUUGGCAGAAAUAUACCCACAAUCGAUAAUAUAUACAAUCAUCUAAUGAAGCAAACUGCCACCAACAGUGGUUGUGCUAUGAACUCUACCUCCAUACUGAAUCCCAUGCAUAUGGAACUUAAACGCUCACACAGUGAAGACUCAUCACCUGCUAACAACAGUUGUGUAGCUAUUGAUAUAACAAAUGUUAUUGCGCAGCAGCAAACGCCGCUUAAUCAGCAAAUAUUAGUGCCGGUACAAGAUGCUGCAGUCCAAAAUUUUUGUACAGCAUUUAUAAAGCAACAUCAAAUGGGUAAACAACAACAACACAUAGCUGCAUUACAACAACAUCAUGACGAAAUAUCCAUACAUAGUCCGGCGAGUCAUAUUUCUCAUCACACCGAAGAGCUCUCAACAGCAUCAGCAAGCGCAGCGGAAGCAAAUAAAUUUUAUAGCCACAUAAGACAACAUACUCCAGAUAGUUAUCUUUAGAUGUCGCUUGGUAGCAAUAGUUAUUAUAUAUACUUAAACGAAAAACUAAUAAAUAGAAUAAAAUGUAUAAUUUUUUUUAUCUUAAGGCAUUGUACAUAACAAAAUUAUAAGACAAACAUUUUAAAUAAAUUUUGUAGAAAAAUAAA
Molecule: messenger RNA, 2678 nt
Organism: Bactrocera tryoni
Lineage: Eukaryota; Metazoa; Arthropoda; Insecta; Diptera; Tephritidae
Product: zinc finger protein weckle-like
Exons: 6
Coding region: 82-2532 (816 amino acids)
Biological process (GO): regulation of transcription by RNA polymerase II
Cellular component (GO): nucleus
Molecular function (GO): zinc ion binding; RNA polymerase II transcription regulatory region sequence-specific DNA binding; DNA-binding transcription factor activity, RNA polymerase II-specific
Source: RefSeq, a predicted model, not a curated record